Papilio xuthus (Asian swallowtail) is the source of this 1709-nucleotide messenger RNA. Its product is annotated as cytochrome P450 6k1-like. The transcript is spliced from 10 exons. The record is from RefSeq and is a predicted model, not a curated record. NCBI's taxonomy places the organism in Eukaryota, Metazoa, Arthropoda, Insecta, Lepidoptera, Papilionidae. Bases 189 to 1709 code for a protein of 506 amino acids. Gene Ontology annotation, molecular function: iron ion binding; oxidoreductase activity, acting on paired donors, with incorporation or reduction of molecular oxygen; monooxygenase activity.
AUAAGGCUUAGCACAAAGUUGUGCACUUACCACUCGGUGUUUACAAGUCCUGUAUCACGCUAACUUAAUGUAUUACUUCCAAGUUAUGUGACUUUAAGUAUUUUCUGCUUACAAUUACAUCAAUUCUAAUAGUUUUUUAAUAUAAAUAUCUGUAUUUUGAUAAUUUUCUACACGGCGAGAACGAGAAUAUGGCAGUUUACAUGUAUUUACUAUCAGCGGUUGUCGCGUGCUAUGCGGCACUGCUGUACACGCGCUGGCGCAGACUGAAGAUGUACUGGAGCCAGAGAGGAGUACCGAGCCAUCCUCCUAUUCCCUUACUGGGGAACAUACAUUUGCUACAAAAAUAUAACGCUACAAUAUUGCUGAAGCGUGCACACAGCCUGUACAAGUCUCCGUACGUUGGCAUCUGGUUGUUCUGCAAGCCAGCACUGAUCGUCAAUUGUCCGCAAGCAGCGCACAGAAUACUGAUCAAAGAUGCUGCUAAUUUCAAACAGAGGUUUGUAAGGUCGCCCGCUAACGAUGCGGUCGGAAGCAAAAACAUAUUCACAUUACAGGAACCAUACUGGUCAAUGUUGCGAAGAAAAUUAAGUUCUCUUUUUACUUCGACUAAAAUUAAAAAUUUAUACGGACUAAUAAAAUGCAAAACCAACGAUCUUGUAUUGAGAAUUAACAACGACAUGUCUGCAAAGAACCAAGUAAAUCUCAAGCAAUUAUUUAGCGACUAUACAACAGAUAUAAUAGGCGCGGUGACUUUGGGCGCAGAGGGUCAAGCCACACUCACUGGAGAGAGCAUUUUACGAAAAUUCACUUUAAUACUUUUGAAAUUUGAUUUACUCAGAAAACUUACUUGGAUUGUUUUGUUUUUUGACGCUAAUAUUAUAGACAAUUAUUUAUGGUUUCUGAAGGCUAAAGCAUUUCCAAACUCGACAAUUGCUUUCUUUCGUAAAAUAUAUCGAUCAGUUUUAAACAGUAAAGGAGGAUAUGAGGCUGAUAUCACGAAUCCUCACAGUCUACUGGACACAUUGAGGAAAUUAAAACAGGAUCAAGUGCUCAAGAAUAUUGAGAUUUCUGAAGAUAUGAUAAUAGCACAGUUGAUAAUAUUCCUGCAAGCCGGCUUCGACACCACCGCCAAUGCUCUCACCUUCUGCAUGUACGAACUCGCGUUUGAUCAAACAAUUCAGGACAAGCUUUUUAAAGAAGUAUCAGAAGGCAGACCUGUGACGGGUGAUGAUUAUCUUCAUACAAAUGAUAUCUGUAACUUAAGUUAUUUGGAUAGCGUUAUAAAUGAGACUUUACGGAAGUAUUCUCAGCUAGGAUGGAUAGACCGGAUGGCGGCGAGGAGCUACCAAGUAAAUGAGAACCUGACGAUCCACGCGGGAACACCCGUGCUCAUCAACUCUAUAGGGAUGCGCUAUGAUCCUCUCGUUUAUCCUGAACCAGAUAAGUUCAUCCCGGAACGAUUCCUCACUGACGAUGGCCUGGUAAAGAAGUCCUUUGGGUUCCUGCCGUUUGGAGCAGGCCCACGAAACUGCAUAGGUCAACGCUUCGCCAUGUUGAAUCUUCGUCACGCAAUCGCCUCUGUCAUCCUGAAGUACAGACUCCAACCCUUGCCCGACUCCGACCCGCCCUCAGAGAGCCACAUCGCCAGACAAGGGCUGUUCUUCACGCCUGAAAAGCAAUUAUAUGUGCAAUUCUUGCCAAGGCAGUAG